UUCAGACUGACCCGAUGUUCUGAUUUAGAUGAACCUGAUUGUCAGCUCUGAAAACGGCAAGGCGUCCUCCACUGACAUCCUGAACAGUACCGACACCCUGACCACCAAAAAGCUGAAGAAGAGCGAGACGGAGCAUCUCCUGAACCGACUCGUGCAGGACAAGUGGCUCAACGAGAAAAGGGGAGACUACACUCUGUCCACCAGAUGUAUCAUCGAGAUGGAGCCCUACAUCCGCACCAUGUAUCAGGACCAGGUCAAGGUGUGCCACAUGUGUCACGACAUCGCCAUCCAGUGUCAGAUCUGUGAGAAUCCUACAUGUGGAAUAAAAAUACACAACCCGUGUGUGGCCAAAUACUUUGAGGGCCGAGCCGAGCCUCAGUGUCCCGCCUGUGGUGAGUUUUGGCCACAUGAAAUCCCAGAAAUCGGACGACCCCGCUCUCGGUCCAGAAGAUGAAGAAAGGUUUUCUUCAUGUGCACAUUUUUUAGUAUAUUUGAGCAAAACUUUAUUUUAACCUGAAGUGUUGAUGUAUAAAUUGUUUUAACAUUAUUUUUUA
Messenger RNA from Notolabrus celidotus (New Zealand spotty), 554 nucleotides. Its product is annotated as non-structural maintenance of chromosomes element 1 homolog. Gene Ontology annotation, molecular function: ubiquitin-protein transferase activity. Gene Ontology annotation, cellular component: Smc5-Smc6 complex; nucleus. The coding region runs from base 29 to 454 and encodes 141 amino acids. The record is from RefSeq and is a predicted model, not a curated record. The transcript has 4 exons. Lineage: Eukaryota; Metazoa; Chordata; Actinopteri; Labriformes; Labridae. Gene Ontology annotation, biological process: DNA damage tolerance; double-strand break repair via homologous recombination.